CGCUGACAGCCCAUUUGCCUAGGCUGGAAGCGCAUCAGCGAAUCAAGGAGGCGGAGUCUUCGUGGCGUAUAAAAGCGAUCCGUCUCAUCGCAGAACACGCACUUCUCUCCUAGUGAGCUACCAGCAGUAACAGCAGCUCCUUCAGGCCACUUGACUCGUCAAGCAUCAUGAAAACUUUCACACUGACCGUCGCCUGCCUCUUGGUGGCCGGAGCCCAUUGUGGCGCCAUCUACACCUACGGCGUUCCAGCCACCUAUCCAGUUGUCCACCAGCCUUUGGUGCAGCCCCUGGUGUACCAGACUGCGGUCAGGGCCCCCGUUGUGGCACAUCACAAGGAACUGGUUCACGUACCACACCAGGGGUACAGCUACGGCCUUCAGGAGAGCAAGGUGGUCCAGCCAAAGUCCACCGUCGUCCACCACGACCCACUCACCGGCCUGCCGUACCAGCAGACCGACUACCACCACGCCCCAGUCGUCACUGGUUCCCGGAGCUCGGUGCACCACAGCCGUCCAGGCUACGUCGCCGAGCGCACCAAGACCUACGUCCUCUGAACGUGCCACGAGCGACGAUCAGGUGCCGCAACGACUUGCUGACCAACUCUCACGCCUACCCCUGUCCCCGUUUCCCACCUCCUCUCACGUGUGAAUA
This is a messenger RNA of Dermacentor silvarum, 651 nucleotides long. RefSeq lists its product as uncharacterized. NCBI's taxonomy places the organism in Eukaryota, Metazoa, Arthropoda, Arachnida, Ixodida, Ixodidae. Bases 168 to 554 code for a protein of 128 amino acids. The transcript has 3 exons. The record is from RefSeq and is a predicted model, not a curated record.